Molecule: messenger RNA, 1353 nt
Organism: Grammomys surdaster
Lineage: Eukaryota; Metazoa; Chordata; Mammalia; Rodentia; Muridae
Product: glutathione S-transferase Mu 7
Exons: 8
Coding region: 128-820 (230 amino acids)
Biological process (GO): glutathione metabolic process
Molecular function (GO): glutathione transferase activity
Source: RefSeq, a predicted model, not a curated record
GGGCGGGCCUGGCCUUGCUCCUGGACUCUGGUAUUGGCUGGAACUGGGGGGUGGGGAAGGGCGGUCUGAAGACCUGACAAAGCGAAGCCAGUCUGUUUCUGGCAGCUCUCGGAACAGUUGAGGCUAGAUGGACACUGAGCCUGUCUGUUCAGACCACGGCACCAUGCCCAUGACACUGGGUUACUGGGACAUCCGUGGGCUAGCCCAUGCCAUUCGCCUGCUCCUGGAAUACACAGACUCAAGCUAUGAGGAGAAGAGAUACACCAUGGGGGACGCUCCUGACUAUGACCAAAGCCAAUGGCUGAACGAGAAAUUCAAGCUGGGCCUGGACUUUCCCAAUCUGCCCUACUUAAUUGAUGGUUCACACAAGAUUACCCAGAGCAACGCCAUCCUGCGCUACCUUGGCCGAAAGCACAACCUGUGUGGGGAGACAGAAGAGGAGAGGAUUCGUGUGGACAUUCUGGAGAAUCAGCUUAUGGACAACCGCAUGGUGCUGGCAAGGCUUUGCUAUAAUGCUGACUUUGAGAAACUGAAGCCAGGGUACCUGGAGCAACUGCCUGGAAUGAUGAGGCUUUACUCUGAGUUCCUGGGCAAGCGGCCAUGGUUUGCAGGGGACAAGAUCACCUUUGUGGAUUUCCUUGCUUACGAUGUGCUUGAGAGGAACCAAGUGUUUGAGGCCAAGUGCCUGGACGCGUUCCCAAACCUGAAGGACUUCAUAGCGCGUUUUGAGGGCCUGAAGAAGAUCUCCGACUAUAUGAAGACAAGUCGCUUCCUCCCAAGACCUAUGUUCACAAAGAUGGCCACUUGGGGAAGCACAUAGGACCUUGACAGGGUGGGCUGUAGGAUAAAGAUACCAGAUCUCCUGGGUUUGCCAGGAGCCCUGGGGAGUAGGCAGGAUCCCUGCAGCCCCAGACCCACCUUCUUCCUUCCUUCUAUCCCAUUCCAGAUCCCAAUCCUCACUAGCUCUCUUUUUUGGCCAUCCAAUCCCUGCCAAAUACAGGCUCUUAAAAACCCAGCAAUUCCUUUUCAUUAGCAAAGUGGCCUUCUAAAGCUAAAGUGCCCCUUAGAAGCUCAUAUGUUCAGACACUUGGUUCCCAACUCAUGGCUAUUUUGGGCAGUUGUGGGCUCUCCAGCAGGUGGGGUCUAUCUGGAGACAGUAGAUUGAUAAGAGUUUUGACCACUGUAGCCCAGCCCCUCUUCUGCUUGCUCUGUUUCCUGAGACAAGCUAUAAUCAGAAUGUGCUGUGACCCCAGCACUUGUCACUACAUCUGUGAUCCUCUCCUACCACUCUCUCCCUGCUCCUGUGAGCUGUACCUCCUGAACCAUGAACCUGAAUAAAUUAUCCUCCCCUUA